UAUUUUUGCACAGUCACCGACAGACUCGGGACCUGCUGACAAAUCACAGGGUACUGUCCUCCAGGCCUGUAAACAAGAGUCUGAAUUCAGCCCAAUGAACAGAGAGACUGCAAAGAGAUUAAUUAAACGCUACUUUCGACAGUUAACUGAAGGCUGUGGAAAUAGCAAUUGCACAAAUGAGUUUUGUGCAUCACAUUGUGAUUUUCAACCUCUGGAUAACAACUCGGCAGCUGCCAAAGCACUCGAUCUGUUUAAGGUGAAUGCCAAACUCUGUGAUUACUACCCUGCUGUCAAGUCCAGCACUGACGAAAGCUCCGAGAUGGGCAGUAAGAUGAGCGCCGAUGAAUUCUCAGAUGUCCAUUACCUUACAGAGCACUGUGUGUGUAGCAUCCUGAGUUUUUGUGAGAAGGAAGGGGAUUAUUCUGCUCUCGUACGAGUCAUCGGCAGAAUAUUCUCCAACGCAGAUGCUCUCAUGAAAAGUUUCAGGAAGAAUGAGCUAGGUGCCGCCAGAACGCUCAAUUCAAAAGACGAGGAGAAAAGUGAGACCUCAGAGAAUAAGGUUGCCUCCUCUGAAGCUGCUUUGCCAGGUGAGACUCCAAAUGGAAUGCUGGACCCUUGUGACGUGACGGUAGACAUUGAUGCGGUUCGGCGAGUCUACGACAAACUUCUGUCCAUCGACCAGAUGGAGUCAGCUCUUGUGAAUGGACUCAUUUACCUCACUCCAAAUGUUGAACUGGAUCUGGAGUAUCUUGAUGUGUAUGAAACCAAUCCGGAUUACUUAAAUAUCUUCAUUAUUGUGAUGGAGAACAGUAAUCUGCACAGCCCAGAGUAUCUUGAAGUGGCAUUACCCCUGUUCUGCAAGGCAAUGAGCAAGCUGCCGUUGACCGCUCUCGCCCGGCUAUCAAAGCUCUGGUCGACGUACGACCUCCCAAACAUCCGGCGUAUGAUGGAAACCUUCCAGCAGCUCAUUACUUUCACUGUUGUUAGCAAUGAAUAUAACGCUGAAAAUCUGGUGAACGAUGAUGAGACCGUAGUGACCGCCACUCAGUGCUUGAAGAUUGUCUUCUAUGCAAGCAUCCUGGGAGGGGAAGUGGACGUUGAACACAGUGAGGAAGACGAGGAAGAUGCUGAGUCCGAUGAGCUGACGCUGCACGAACUGCUAGGUGAAGAGCGGCUGUAUAAGAAGGGCCCACUGGUCGACCCGUUAGAGAAAGAGUUGGGUGUACGCUCCAUAGAUAGUAUACAACCCCUCAUCCCGUUUGAGGAUUUUAUCAACGAAUCGUUGAACGAUGUGAUCGAAAUGGACAAAGAUUUCACUUUCUUUAAAGUCAACGCAGAAACAAAGUUUUCUUUCCAGAGCUGUCCCUUCAUCCUCAACGUCAUAACCAAGAAUCAAGGGCUGUACUAUGACAACAGAAUUAGGAUGUACAGCGAGCGGCGCCUCACAGCUCUCUACAGCAUGGUCCAGGGCCAGCAGCCCAACCCCUACCUGAAGCUCAAAGUAAGAAGAGACCACAUCAUCGAUGACGCCCUCAUCAGACUGGAAAUGAUCUCCAUGGAGAACCCGUCUGACCUGAAAAAGCAGCUGUUUGUUGAGUUUGAGGGAGAGCAGGGUGUAGACGAAGGAGGAGUUUCUAAGGAGUUCUUUCAGUUGGUACUGGAGGAGAUCUUUAAUCCAGACAUAGGAAUGUUCACCUAUGAUGCCACCACAAAACUGUUCUGGUUUAAUUCCUCCUCGCUGGAGAAUGAGGCGCAGUACACACUUAUUGGAAUUGUCCUGGGGCUCGCCAUUUAUAACAACUGCAUCCUGGACGUUCACUUCCCUAUGGUUGUCUACAGGAAGCUCAUGGGGAAAAAAGGAACCUUCUUGGACCUGUCAGACUCCCAUCCAAUUUUGUAUCAAAGUCUGAAGGGGUUACUUGAGUAUACCAGCGAUGUUGAAAAGGACAUGAUGCUCACCUUCCAAAUAUCUCACACAGAUCUUUUUGGAAACCCAAUGUUGUAUGAUUUGAAGGAGGAAGGAGACCAGAUCCCUGUUAACAAGGAGAACAGACAGGAGUUUGUGGAUCUGUAUGUGGAGUACAUCCUGAACACGAGUGUGGAAAGACAAUUCAAAGCCUUUAAGAAAGGAUUCCUGAUGGUCACAAAUGAGUCGCCGCUGAAAUAUUUGUUCAGACCAGAGGAAGUGGAGCUGCUCAUCUGUGGAAGCAGGAAACUUGACUUUGAAGCACUCCAAAAGACAACAGACUAUGAUGGAGGUUAUAACAAAGAUAGUCAAAUUAUCAAGGAUUUCUGGGAAAUCGUUCACUCCUUUGGAGAAGAACAGAAAAGGCUGUUUCUUCAGUUCACUACUGGUACAGACAGAGCACCAGUUGGUGGUCUUGGCAAAUUAAAGAUGAUCAUCGCCAAGAACGGCUCUGACACAGACAGGCUUCCAACCUGUCAUACCUGCUUUAAUGCAUUGCUGCUCCCCGAAUACUCUUCUAAAGAAAAACUGAGGGAGAGACUCCUUAAGGCCAUCACAUAUGCCAAAGGUUUUGGGAUGCUGUGACAAAUCCACUAAGGCAGUUUUCUGUCUUUAUUGGUGAUAAACUGGGAUUAAGAAACAACACAAAAAGAUGUGAUAAAACAAAAUGCUGUAAUAACCCUGUGCCUAACCAGAUGCUGCAGAUUAUUUAAGUCCACUCUUUGCCUUUCAUACUGAGCCUUUCUCAAUUUGUCACUUUCAUAGAUACUAAAUAUCCCAAUAAGAGUUUAGAACA
Molecule: messenger RNA, 2762 nt
Organism: Nematolebias whitei (Rio pearlfish)
Lineage: Eukaryota; Metazoa; Chordata; Actinopteri; Cyprinodontiformes; Rivulidae
Product: ubiquitin-protein ligase E3A
Exons: 11
Coding region: 95-2551 (818 amino acids)
Biological process (GO): protein polyubiquitination
Molecular function (GO): ubiquitin protein ligase activity
Source: RefSeq, a predicted model, not a curated record